GGCCCCGCGGCUGCUCGCGCCCCUAGCCGCGCUCGCCUCGUGCAGCCCGCUCGGCCCAGGCCUGGCGACCGCUGGUCUGCGCCCCGACGGCGCCGGGAGCAGAGGAGCCGCGCUCGGGUCUCCGGGAUGUGCCCGUCUGAGAUGGGGACGCCGUGGCACCACUGGUCCCCCGUGCUCAUCAGCCUGGCCGCCCUGUUCUCCAAAGUGACUGAAAGCCGAGGGGUCCUGGAGAGCAUCCAGAGGUUCUCCUUGCUGCCCACCUACCUCCCUGUGACCUACCACAUCAACAACGCCGACGUGUCCUUCUUCCUGAAGGAGGCCAACCAGGACAUCAUGCGCAACUCCAGCCUGCAGUCCCGCGUGGAGUCCUUCCUGAUUUACAAAUCCAAGCGGCUGCCGGUGCUGAACGCCAGCUAUGGGCCCUUCUCCAUCGAGCAGGUGGUACCCCAGGACUUACUGCUGCCCUCCAGCCCCUUCAGAUUCACCAACAAGUUUUCCCUCAACUGGAAACUGAAGGCGCACAUCCUGCGGGACAAGGUGUACCUGAGCCGGCCCAAGGUGCAGGUGCUGUUCCACGUGCUGGGCCGGGACUGGGCGGCGCAGAGCCCCGGCGAGAGGCUGCCCUGCCUGCGCGUGUUCGCCUUCCGUGAGACCCGGGAGGUGCGGGCCGGCUGCCGGCUGCAGGGGGCCCUGGGGCUGUGCGUGGCCGAGCUGGACCUGCUGGCCGCCUGGUUCGGGCCCCCGAGCGUGGUGGCCGGGAGGAAGAAGGCGCCCGGGCCGCCCGAGGGGAGCCCCGUGGAGCUCUACUACUCCGUGCAGCCGGGGGAUGUGCGCGGGGACUGUGCGGCCGGCGACGUCCGGAAGGGCAACGCCAUCCGGCCGGGGAAGGAUGGGCUGGACGAAGCUGUGCCCCACCUGCAGAGGAUCGGGAGCGUCUUCCUCUACCAGACGGGCAGCAGACCCGCACUGAGUGAGCUGCGUUUGGACAGCAACGUGGCCAUCCUGUACUCGGCCCGGACGGUGAGGCAGGGCGAUGUGCUCACCUUCCCCGUGGCCGUGUCCCGGAACUGCACCGCCGAUCGCUUCACGCUGAGGGCCAAGGUGCAGAAGGGCGUGAGCGUCGUGGGGGUGAGAGCCAGCAGCCCUUCCAUUUGGGAGGUCACGGAGGGCAAGGACCACAGUGGCAAGUACGCACCUGCUGUCAUCGUUUGUCAGAAGAAAUCCGCUGGCUCGGAAACCAGUGUGGAUGGACCCUCCUAUGAAGUCAUGCAGAUCGACGUGGAAAUAGAGGAGCCCAGUGACCCGCCGGCCACACAGCUUGUCACGUGGCAAGUGGAGUAUCCAGGAGACAUCACGUCUGACUUGGGUGUCUCCAAGAUCUACGUGAGUCACAAGGACCUGAUCGGCGUCAUACCCCUGGCCAUGGAGGCGGAGAUCCUGAACACAGCCAUCCUCACGGGGAAGACAGUGGCCGUCCCGGUCAAGGUGGUGUCGGUAGAGGAGGACGGCGCGGUGACGGACCUGCUGACGUCUGUGGAGUGCUGGUCGUCUGACGAAAACGUCAUCAAGGUGUCUGACAGAUGUGACUACGUCUUCGUCAAUGGGAAGGAAAUGAAAGGCAAGGUGGACGUGGUGGUGAACUUCACCUACCAGCACCUGAGCAGCUCCUUGGAGAUGACCGUCUGGGUGCCCCGGCUCCCACUGCAGAUCGAGGUCUCAGACACCGAGCUCAACCAGAUCAAGGGCUGGAGGGUGCCCAUUGUCUCCAAUAAAAGGCCGGCUCGGGACAGCGAGGAAGAGGAAGAUGACGAGAGGAGGGGGGGUCGCGGCUGCACGCUCCAGUACCAGCACGCCAUGGUGCGGGUCUUGACGCAGUUCGUGGCCGAGGCGGCGGACCGGGGCGGGCACCUGGCCCACUUGCUGGGCUCAGACUGGCAGGUGGACAUCACGGAGCUGGUGAAUGACUUCAUGCAGGUGGAGGAGCCCCGCAUCGCCAAGCUACAGGGGGGACAAGUCCUGAUCGGCCAGGAGCUUGGGAUGACCACCAUUCAGAUCCUGUCGCCUCUGUCAGACACCAUCUUGGCAGAAAAGACCAUCACAGUGCUGGAUGAGAAGGUGACCAUCACAGACCUCGGGGUCCAGCUGGUGACAGGGCUGUCACUCUCCCUGCAGCUCAGCCCAGGGAGCAACAGAGCUAUCUUUGCCACCGCAGCGGCUCAGGAGCUUCUGCAAAGGCCCAGACAGGAAGCGGCCAUCAGUUGCUGGGUCCAGUUCAGCGAUGGCUCCAUCACCCCCUUGGAUAUCUACGAUGGGAAAGACUUCUCCUUGAUGACCACCUCCCUGGACGAAAAGGUGGUCUCCAUCCACCAAGACCCCAAAUUCAAGUGGCCUAUCAUCGCUGCUGAAACCGAAGGGCAGGGUGCUCUGGUAAAGGUUGAAAUGGUCAUCAGCGAAUCGUGCCAGAAAUCCAAGCGGAAGAGUGUGCUGGCCAUGGGGACAGCCAACAUCAAAGUUAAGUUUGGCCAAAAUGAUGCGAACCCCAACACCAGUGACAGCAGACACACUGGGGCGGGAGUUCACCUAGAAAAUAACGUCAGUGACAGAAGACCCAAAAAACCCUUGCAGGAAUGGGGGACCCAGGGGGGCCCGUUUUAUAGCAGUUCUUCUGUGGGCCUCAUGGAAGGAAGAGGGUCCACGACAGAGAGGCCAACCUUCCAGAGAAAGAAGAGCCAAGGAAGCCUUCUAGAUGAUGACAGCCACCUGCAGACCAUCCCCAUCGACCUCACCAGUUUCCCGACCCAGGGGGACCUGCCCAGAAGCAACGGGGAAGCGGACGAGAACGGCCUCACGCAGGCAUCCAAAGGGCUGAGUGACUUGGAGAUUGGGAUGUACGCUCUGUUGGGGGUCUUCUGCCUGGCCAUUUUGGUCUUCCUAAUAAACUGUGUGGCCUUUGCGCUGAAAUACAGGCACAAGCAGGUUCCCCUGGAGGAGCAAGAAGGUCUGAGUCACUCGCGCGACUGGGUCGGGUUGAGCCACCGCUCCGAGCUGCUGGAGAACCACAUUAACUUUGCAUCCUGCCAGGAUGAGCAGAUCACUGCCAUUGACAGGGGCAUGGAUUUCGAAGAGAGUAAGUAUCUGCUCAGCACCAACUCCCAGAAGAGCAUCAAUGGACAGCUGUUCAAAUGUUCGGGCCCCACCGUCGCGGAUGGGAAGGAUCAGAAAAGCGAGCCCCCGACGUCCCCUACCUCAAAAAGGAAAAGAGUGAAAUUUACCACCUUCACCACCAUCCCCUCGGAUGAAGGGUGCCCCACCGUGAACUCCAUAUCGACCAGCGGUGAGGACGUGAGCUGGGUCUGCGAGGAUCUGGACCCGGGGGAAAGCAGACAGCCACACGACUACGUGGAAAGGUUACGUGAGGAUGUGUAAGCCGGACACUUGCGGACACGGGUUCUCACACACCUCUCAGCCUUUAACUUGGGGACGUGUGGCAAGGGCGCCCCCGGGAAAGGAGUGAAGUGACGGGACAAGGUAAGAUCGCCCCUAUCAGCAGAGCCCCAGCAGACGGCGCCGGCUCGGCUGCGGUGGCCCCACGUCGGGAUCGAGGCGCACGUUCUGGCACGCAGUGUCUUGGCCAGUGUUAAGAGGCGGAUUGUGCAUGGAAAAGUUUGUAAAACUUGGAAGAAAAACGAGUUCUGAAUCACUGAGCUUCUGAUGGGUCCCAGGAGAGACCAGCCCACCCCCCCCCCCCGCCCCGGCCCAUCACUCUCUUUCUCUCUUGAAUCAAAGCCCCUUGGGUGUGGUGAAAUCCACGUGGGUCCAGAACUCACUAUUGCAGACUCUGGAAGAACCCCGAGACUCGGGUAGAGUGCAAGUGGACCGACGGGAGGCAGUGAGUCUUUUGAGCCGGGGCACGACCCUGGGCCACAUCCGGAGCGUGGGCAGCACCUGGGGGGGUGUCAUCACGGGGUGCCAUCAUCCAAAGACCGGUGCGCCCUGUUGACUGACCAGGCGUUGCCGACGGGGACUGAAGGGGCACACGUAGGCAAAUAGGCCACGGAUAUCUUUGUAACCAGAUGCCAAGAACAAAGGAGCAAGCCCUCUGGGGGAUUCGGAGCACCCCUUUAUCGGUAAACUAGGGAUACAGGGCACAGAAUGUCGAUCCGGUUCAAGGAACCAGUCUUUUUUGGGCAAGUUCGCUGUGUUCAAAUGUGCACUUCUCUGCCCCACGAGCUGUCUAAGAGCUUUCACUCACUUGUGGGCACGGGGCCCUUUCCAGCAUUCCCCCGUGGCAGGUACAUCCGCUCCAGGUGCCACUCUGCAGUGGCCGCACCAGGCAAACGUCACUCAUGUCCUUUCCUUGAAGAGGCGGGUCUUCGAGGAUUCGCGGUUCUCACGGUGAAUUCAACACCAAGGGACACUCAUCACCCUGCACCUCUGGGAAGACGGGGGAGCCAUUUUGUGAUGGCCCCAUGGAUGGCCACACCGGGUCCCCCGUCCAUGGCUGCAGAGAUGGAUGUGGACCAAGGUGGAGUGCACGGCCGGGGGGAGCCAGGGCCCGCUGUGCCGCAGGGGGGCCGGGCAGGAAGCCUGUUCACACCCCCCAUGUGGGCUUGGACUGAUGGAGGGAUGGAGGUGCCCGAGCUUGAGGGAGAGAGGGAGACCCCAGUCUGUCCUCAGAGCUUUAACCUUGUUGCUUGAAAUCGGAAUGACUCUGAAUGUCUCCCAAAUGCCCGAACGGAUGGGAAGCCGCUAAGAAGGCAGAUGGGGGGAGAGAUGAGCGGAUUCCUGCCCCAGCUCGAGCUCCCGCCAAGGUGGGGGAGGGUGGCGGGAUCCCUGGUAAGGAGGGCCACGUAGAAGCAGGGCGCGUGGUGGGGGAGGGGGCUCUCUCCUCUGUCGUUUUCUGUCUCUCCGCUCUGCGAUGCUCUUCUCCAUUUUCUCUCUUUCUCUGUGUGUCUCUCCGUCUCUGUGUCUCCCUGACCCUAUUUCUCUUCUUCCUCCGUGUCCCUCACUCCCCCUCUUCUCCUCCUUCCCGCCUUGCCCUCUCACCUCACCCCUCCUUAAUGCAUAUAAUUGAAUUCUCCUUAGAUCAUGGGUGUCCCUUCCUCCAGCUUACCCUUCCCCCAACUGAGGUGCUCCCCAUUUGCCCUAAGCCUGGGAUUCCACCAGCCGUAAGCCACCUGCUCCCAUCCCCGAGUCGACUCACCGCGUCUGGUGGGGCGAUUAAACUGUCACCCCUUCUCAAUGACAAUCCUUUGCUUUCAGUAGCCCUGCUGAUAUUUCUUUCCACCUGUAACCCACGUGAUGUCCUCUUUAAUGCGGCAGCCGCCGCCCACUCGCAGAUCCAUCUCCCUGCAGAAUGUAUUGUAGAUCGUAAGAAUGUAAUAUAUGUUUAUACACUUACCGACUGUAAAUAUAAAGUUUG
Molecule: messenger RNA, 5422 nt
Organism: Zalophus californianus (California sea lion)
Lineage: Eukaryota; Metazoa; Chordata; Mammalia; Carnivora; Otariidae
Gene: TMEM132D
Product: transmembrane protein 132D
Exons: 9
Coding region: 127-3426 (1099 amino acids)
Source: RefSeq, a predicted model, not a curated record